Messenger RNA from Pisolithus orientalis, 1410 nucleotides. Its product is annotated as TPR-like protein. Lineage: Eukaryota; Fungi; Basidiomycota; Agaricomycetes; Boletales; Pisolithaceae. The record is from RefSeq and is a predicted model, not a curated record. The annotation marks the transcript as partial. The transcript has 2 exons. Gene Ontology annotation, molecular function: protein binding.
UACAAGAGGUUCAAGAAACUUGCUAGAAUGUGCAAUCUGGAGGAGUCAAUUGAGUUACACCAUGCAGCAUUGGAACUACGUCCGUCUGGACAUCCUGACCGGGCUUCAUCUCUCCAUUGGCUUGCUAUCUGUAUUUUAGAUAGGUAUGGCUGCCAGGGAGCAAUUGCUGACUUGGAAGAAGAGUCGAUUGAGUUGUACCGUGCAGCGUUGGAACUAUGUCUAUCUGGACAUCCUUACCGGGAUUUAUCUUUCCGUUCGCUUGCUCACUGUCUUUUGGAUAGGUAUGACAAUCAGGGGGCAGUCGCUGACUUGGAAGAAGCUGUCAUGCUCGGACGUGCAGAACUAGAGCUCCAUCCACCAGGGGAUCCCUUGCGUUCCACAUCUCUCUACAAUGUCGCUUACAGCCUCUACAAAAGGUUCAAGAAAUCCGCUGAAAUGUGCGAUCUGGAAGAGUCGAUCGAGUUGUACCGUGCGGCGUUGGAACUAUGUCCAUCUGGACAUCCUUACCGGGAUUUAUCUUUCCGUUCGCUUGCUCACUGUCUUUUGGAUAGGUAUGACAAUCAGGGGGCAGUCGCUGACUUGGAAGAAGCUGUCAUGCUCGGACGUGCAGAACUAGAGCUCCAUCCACCAGGGGAUCCCUUGCGUUCCACAUCUCUCUACAAUGUCGCUUACAGCCUCUACAAAAGGUUCAAGAAAUCCGCUGGAAUGUACGAUCUGGAAGAGUCGAUCGAGUUACAUCGUGCAGCGUUGGAACUAGGUCCAUCUGGACAUCCCCUCCGGGCUUCGUCUCUUGGUUGCCUCGCUCGCUGUCUUUCGGACAGGUAUGAUAGUCAAGGGGUAGUUCCUGACUUAGACGAAGCCAUCACGCUGGCGCACGCAGCAUUAGAGCUCUGUCCACCGGGUCAUCUUUAUCAUGGUAUAUCUCUCAGCAAUCUUGCCUUCUACCUCCAGAAGAGACCUCAGAAUCCCACUGCAAGGUGCUACCGGGAAGACCCAAUCAAGCUGCGCCGCGCCGUACUGGAUCUGCCUCCCCCGGAACAUCCUGAUCGGCCUUCAUCCCUGCAUUCUCUUGCUCUCUGUCUCUCGAAUAGGUAUGACAGUCUGGGAAUAGUCUCCGACUUGGAAGAAGCUGUCGCAUUUGCACGUGCAGCAACAAAGCUCCGUCCGCUAGGUCAUCCCGAUCGUGGCACAUCUCUCCACAGCCUAGCUAUCUACCUUCGGAAGAGGUUCCAGAAACACGCUGCAAUGUGCGACCUGGAGGAGGCAAUUGAACUGCACCGUGCAGUGUUGGAACUACGUCCCUCUGGUCACCCUGAUCGGGCUUCGUCGUUACAUUCGCUUGUUCUUUGUCUUCUUGACAGGUAUGACGAUCAGCGGAUUGUCGCCGACUUGGAAGAAGCUGUCACACUG